UGAGUACACGUGAGUGAGAGGAGGCUUCCCGGAGCGCAGUGUGUGAUUAUACUGCAGGCAGGAUGCCUCGCUAUGCGCAGCUGGUGAUGGGGCCGGCCGGCAGUGGCAAGAGUACAUACUGCUCCACUAUGGUCCAACACUGUGAGAAUCUGAAAAGAUCUGUGCAAGUGGUUAAUUUGGACCCGGCAGCUGAGCAUUUUGACUAUCCUGUCAUGGCUGAUAUACGAGAGCUCAUUGAAGUUGAUGAUGUGAUGGAAGACAGUUCCCUAAGAUUUGGGCCUAAUGGAGGUCUAGUAUAUUGUAUGGAAUAUUUAGCAAAUAACUUUGAUUGGCUGGAAAGCUGUCUGGGCCACACAGAAGAUGAUUACAUUCUAUUUGACUGUCCAGGCCAGAUCGAGCUAUAUACUCACCUGCCAGUCAUGAAGUACCUGGUUGAGCAGCUCCAGCAGUGGGAGUUCAGAGUCUGUGGAGUUUUCCUUGUGGAUUCACAGUUCAUGGUGGAAUCUUUUAAGUUCAUUUCUGGAGUUAUGGCCGCACUCAGUGCUAUGAUCUCUCUGGAGACUCCCCAGUGUAACAUUAUGACCAAGAUGGAUUUGCUAAGCAAGAAAGCUAAAAAAGAAAUUGAAAAGUUUUUAGAUCCAGAUAUGUAUUCCAUGAUUGACGAUUCAUGCACUCGAUUUAAAAGCAAGAAGUUCAAGAAGCUGACCAAGGCCAUUUGUGGAUUGAUUGAUGAUUACAGCAUGGUUCGAUUUUUACCUUUUGAUCGUUCUGAUGAAGAAUGCAUAAACAUUGUGCUCCAACACAUCGAUUUUGCUAUUCAAUACGGAGAGGACCUGGAGUUUAAAGAGCCCAAGGAAAAUGAAGAGGAUACAUCCUCAAACUUUGAUGAAUUCUUCCAGGACCGAGCAGACGAGCAGUGAUAGUGGCUGUUUAAUAGUAGUUGGUAGUAGUUCUUCAUAGAGAGCAAAGUGUUCGCUAAGCAGAUCUCAUUCACACUGUGUAAUGGAUACAAGGUGUAACAUCUCCAAUAAGUCUGCCAGAGAAUUGGCUUUAACUGAGUUACCUACACAUCUGCCAUGUCACUUAGUGCCUGGUGUUAUAAGCUGAACGGGUACAUUGUAACCCACAUUACAUGUUAAAAAAAAAAGUUUCAAAGUGAAUGCUAGUGGGUACCAGUUUCCACUACUGCUUUCUCCAUCAUAUACUUCCUGAUCUGAAGGAAACUACAUAGGACGUGAAGAACUAAAAUUGCCUGAUAGACAGGGGCUCGACUUACAAAAGAGACAUUUUCUUUUGCUCCUUGCAAUUCCAUGAAUGGUCAUCGGUGGUGCCUGUAACAACACACAGCAAGGUUAUAGACCUAUUGUCCAUUUAUUAUUUUUUUUCUUAAUGCACAUUUUACGUCUUGGGAGAAAAAUUUCCACCGCGUUCUAGAACUACAGUUCCCUUAUUUCUACCAACCUAUAGCUGGGAAAGGAUUAUAUUAGUUGCCAUUCAUCAACAUCUGAGGGAUCAUAAGUCUUCACCCUGAUUAUCUGCCCUUUUCUAAUUAGUGUUCAGUGUUUUAAAAGCCACUCUCGACUGUUGGCCUGUUGGGAAGUGGAGUUUAUUCACAGUUUGUGUCAGUUUCUGGUACAUGUGUUCAGUCAUGCUGCUGGGCUGCUAUAGUGGUGAUAGAUAUGAGAUGUAAAAUGUUUCCUGCUUCCCUGGAUGUGAAGAUCCCAGUCUGCACCAGCUGAAAAGGCGACAUUUCAAAUACUGCCAGCUCCAUCCACAAAUAUCAUUUAACUUAAACUGGUUAUGUCUGGGUGGCUUUCUGAAUUGCUCGUAAAUCUGAAGAGUGUGUUAAUUUAAAGGUGUGGCACAUUAAUAUAGCUUUUACUUUGGUGAAAAGACAUUAUCAUGUUGCUGAUGUUAUUGAACAUUUCUUAAAACUACGGAGAUAACUUUCUCACUCCAUAUAAGUGUGGGGAAUACACAAUAAGGUUUCAAUAAAGUCAUUACAUCGUCCUGCUACAUGAGUCAAGUUCAGGGGAUUAAAUUCAUCCAUUAGUACAACACGCAUGGCAGGUUACCCUGCACGUCAUAUGCCUUAUAUUGGUUAGAGGCUAGAACAGGAGUAGUCCAUACUGCACCUUCACCCACUACCUAAGCGAAUCUGAUACUUUGCUUGCCCCUUCCGUUAAUUUUGUCUGGCAAGGAUUUGUGCUACUUCUAGUUCAUUAUUUGCUAGAAUUGUAGCAAUUAUACAGUAAUACAAACUGAUUAGAGGUCUAUGUACAGUAAAAGAGCAGAGACAAUGCAAUUAUGCAAUAAUACAAACAAAUUAGAGGUCUAUGUACAAUAAAGGAGAGCAGAGACCAUUACAUUCCUAAACGUGCAAAAGUUAUCAGAAAUGUCCUCAUACAGAUUUAGUCAACAAAGCUUUCUUGCUGCUCUAAAAUUUUUAUUUUUAUUUAAUAUUUUGAUUAACAUCUUUGCUUCUCUGUUUAUUUUUUCCUUAAUAAAUUUGUAUUGCUUGUUGGAAAAUUAAAAGAAAACAAAAUGACAACCCAUGUAUGGCGGCUGGAGGUCUAUUUAAAUAUACUGUUUAGAUGCUAUUGUCCACCCCACUCCAAAAAAAAAUGAUGUCCACCCAAUAAAAAAAGAGAUGAAAAACAACUACCACAUCACCCUAUUAAUAUUGAGGGUGGGCAAAGAAAACACAAUCUGUUAUAUAGCAGUCUGUUUUAAUUUAUAAUUUAUCUCCAGCACUAUUAAUAGCCUUUGGGAGUCUCCUGUGUGGUUAAAGUUCACUUUACAAAGUAGAAGAUAAAAACUUCUAAAGUACUUUAAGAUCAUCAGAAAAUGAAACCAUUUUUAUGUACUUUCUAGCAUUACU
Messenger RNA from Pelobates fuscus (common spadefoot toad), 2881 nucleotides. RefSeq names its product GPN-loop GTPase 3 (gene GPN3). The record is from RefSeq and is a predicted model, not a curated record. The coding region runs from base 63 to 920 and encodes 285 amino acids. Gene Ontology annotation, molecular function: GTPase activity. The transcript is spliced from 8 exons. Lineage: Eukaryota; Metazoa; Chordata; Amphibia; Anura; Pelobatidae.